This is a messenger RNA of Colletotrichum godetiae, 1553 nucleotides long. RefSeq lists its product as uncharacterized. The transcript has 4 exons. Lineage: Eukaryota; Fungi; Ascomycota; Sordariomycetes; Glomerellales; Glomerellaceae. The record is from RefSeq and is a predicted model, not a curated record. The coding region runs from base 180 to 1067 and encodes 295 amino acids.
GCAGCCCGGACCUAGCAAUGGACGAUCGAGGCCCACCUGAUUACAUACUGGAGAACGGGGUGACGAGACCGUGCGCCGCUGGCCGCGUCUUAUAAAGCCGUCGCGGUCCCGACGAUAGCUGGAAAGGUGUUGGUCGAGACCGUAUCAGUCUCGAUAAAAGAAUCUGUUCGUUGAUCAACAUGGCAAAGGAGCCCCAAUCUUAUGGCGGCGAAACGUUUUCACAAUAUGGCUAUGAAGCAUCCUCAAGUUCUGACGAUGGAACAAACUCAUCUCUCGACUCUGGCGUUUCUGACCUAGAUAUGUUCGUUGACUCCGGCCCCGAAGUCUGCAGUGACAUCGAGCUAGAAGAUCGCAAGAAAAUGGCCCUUGACGUGUUAGAACGUCACGGAAAAUACUGGGACACCCAGUCGAUCGAUGAUUGGAACCUUCAAUCGGUCAAGUCCGGAAGGUUUAUCAUCAGCGACAAAUCCGCCAGAUUUGCGACGGGGAAUUUCCGCGCCAGGGGGGAACCACUUGUCCUGGAUUUUGUAGAUAGCAGUUACGGAGAGGAUCUCGGCGUUCAGUCUUCGCAUGACUACGUUUGCAUUUGCAUCACCGGAGCAACAUUUUCGUCGCACCUCUUUGAAAAUCUCUCCAAGUCUCUCAAUCCCAAGGCUACCAUCGACGUUCAAUGCGGCGGAUUAAUUGCAUCACCCGCGAAGUCCGAUGACAGUCCUUCCACGGACGAAACCUUGGCCGGAGAACAUGCAGAUAUGAUACAGAAGGUCAAACAUUUGAUGGAGAAAGUUGGGCUUGUGUCUCAAAGCACAAGGACGCGUCGUAUACCCAGCGCAUCAACAGUGGCGCGAACAUUCCAGACUGGAGACCCAUGGAGCUUACCGAGAGUGACAGGCGGCGCGAAUAGGUACCUUUCUACCUGGCAAAUGCUUCACAGAGAAGAAGGCGUGGAGACGUUACUGCACAUUAUUCGAGCCAGCGCGUCGCGAAUGAAGAGACCUAGAGAAGAUUUCAUUGAUGAGGCUGGACCGAAACGACUUCGCUUGUCGGCUGGGAGGCGAGACGUGUGACGGAGAGAUGCGACUCCGUGGGCCUCGAUGCGUAAAAGACCACUCGGUAGAGAAUUAAAGGGGACUAUUUGGAUGCGCUAGCCGAAGUCAGGCGUAGUUAAGGCGUCAUGCCGCAAAGUGUAUGCUACGCCCAAAACCAUAUCUGUAAUUCUAUUCAAGCCGUCUUGCGUGCUGCUGGGCAUUUCCUCUGUGACUUGGGGUGGGGGAGGAGAACAGUAUGCGUAACAUGAUAUUCGAGCGGAAUUGACCUUAUCACCGGCUUGCGAGGCUUCCUGUAGGGCAUACGUGGCAGGUCGGCGAUCUCAUCACAUUGACGGAGGACGUUCUGCGGACGCAGUAGCGGAAGGCCUGGCGCUCUCGCAACAGCGCCGAAGCCUGGACUAGGGCAUCUCGAGCCGAGGCCCAAUCGGGGCAGCCCUGCGGGGUGGGUUGAGGGCAGGCGUGGGCAGCCGGAGCGAGUGACAUUGACCGAGGGGCGCUCGAGCC